AUGGGAAUGAAGACGUCGAUUCCUUUCCAAAGAAGCUCGCUUGAUCAUCUGAUAACUAAGUUAACAGAGUUUAAACCAGAUUCAAACGUGACGAACAUACCAAUACAGAAAUUUUUUGCGGAAGCUGGUAGAAAUAUUACAAUUCCUUGUCCUGGUGUUAGUGAGCAUACAAUGGUUGAUACAUUAACGUGGAAAACAUCUACGGGAAUAAUUGCACAGUAUGCAAAUCGAAUACCACUUGUAUAUAAUCAAAGGAUACAACUCCUUAUGGAUAAUUUUAGUUUGCAAUUUAGUCCAGCAAUUGCAGCCGAUACAGCUGAAUACAUAUGUCUUGUCAAUGGCAGGCAUAUAUCGGAAGCUAUAGUUGAUUUAUUAGUACAGGAUGUUCCAGAUCCUCCCGAGAGGCCUUUAAUAGUAAGUUUUACAUCGCGUUCAGUGAAUUUAUCAUGGGCGCAUUCACAAAAUCCCCGUAAUGAUCCAGUAUCACAUUUUAUUAUUGAAACUAGAGUUGGUGAGAAUGGACCAUGGGACCAAGUACCACAAAUUUUUACAAAAAAUAAUGCCACAUCAUAUCAGGUGACAGGCCUUAUACCAUUUACUGUUUACAGUUUUAGAACAUUAGCAGUAAAUAAAUUGGGUGUUAGUCCUCCGUCCAAAGAGUCUUAUUAUAUUGUAACACUCAGAGAAGCACCCACGGGAAAACCAACUACAACAGCUGCACAUAAUACAUCAUCUAGUUCGAUAUUUAUAUCAUGGAAGCCACCACCUGCCAGUACAAUACUUGGUGAAUUUUUAGGAUACAGAAUAACGUAUCGACCUCGAGACAAACAUACAAGUAAUGUUAGCGAAACUUACAUUCGAGAUAGUACUGUCGAGAGUUAUGAAAUUCAGAGUUUAUCAACAUAUACCCAAUAUUUGGUAUCUGUCCAAGUUUUUAAUCCAGAAGGACUUGGACCAGCAACAACAGUAUUAGUUAUGACUGAUGAAGGAGGUAAGCUAACAUGGUUCCAUUGUACACUGUUCAAAAUAGCUAUGUGGUAAAAAAAUUUCUUUUAAAUUUUUCAUAACAUAUUUUUAAAAAAAU
Condylostylus longicornis is the source of this 1084-nucleotide messenger RNA. RefSeq names its product protein sidekick-1-like. NCBI's taxonomy places the organism in Eukaryota, Metazoa, Arthropoda, Insecta, Diptera, Dolichopodidae. Bases 1 to 1041 code for a protein of 346 amino acids. Gene Ontology annotation, molecular function: protein binding. The record is from RefSeq and is a predicted model, not a curated record. The transcript is spliced from 8 exons.